GGGAUGGUCAAGGGUCUGUUGGGUGUGGGGAGGCGACAGAGAGCUUGGAAGGUCACUUGUGGAACUUGUUUUCCCUACUUGCAUUAGAGAAGCCAUUCUUCUAAUUGUUAAGGAACUUGUUUUCCUAGAGAAUAUUUUUCCAAAUAUAUUGAUGAUCAACCAAACAUGGAAAAAUUGGAAAACAUUUCUCCAUGUCAAACACACCCCAAGGAUGUUAACAGCGAUUAUGACAAGGCUAGCCAAAGAUACAAUGAGUCUACAGUUUCAAUUGAAUUGCAGACUGCCCCUGUCAGAGAUGGUGUCCUUCCAGGAGUUCUACGCCAAGUAAUUCUUGACAUAUGCUCAAGAGAAAAAAUCCCAGUUAGAGAAAUUGCACCUUCAUGGUCAGAGCGUGAAAUGUGGUUAGAAGCAUUCAUUACAAAUAGCUUGAGGCUUAUACAGCAUGUGGAAGUUAUUCAAGCUCCUAGUUCAUGGGAUUCACUUGAAGCAAAAACUUGGAGGGACGUAAAAUGGGAGGAGAAGCUAUUUGAGCAUGCUCCUGGAAGAAUCACUAUGCUCAUCGAGGUAAUAAAAGCUUUCCAUUUAAUAGAGAUAACAUGUUUGAUUUCUGUACCAUUUUUAAUAUUAUUGUACAUUAAUCCACCCACCACCCUUACAUG
Messenger RNA from Capsicum annuum, 659 nucleotides. RefSeq lists its product as uncharacterized. NCBI's taxonomy places the organism in Eukaryota, Viridiplantae, Streptophyta, Magnoliopsida, Solanales, Solanaceae. Gene Ontology annotation, molecular function: catalytic activity. The record is from RefSeq and is a predicted model, not a curated record.